Molecule: messenger RNA, 888 nt
Organism: Wallemia ichthyophaga EXF-994
Lineage: Eukaryota; Fungi; Basidiomycota; Wallemiomycetes; Wallemiales; Wallemiaceae
Product: Transforming growth factor-beta-induced protein ig-h3
Exons: 2
Coding region: 1-888 (295 amino acids)
Source: RefSeq, a predicted model, not a curated record
AUGCCACUAUCCACUUUCGCAAAUGGUCUUGUUCACGCUCUGAACUAUCUAAAUGCGAGCACGAUGGCCACUCUCGUUGGCCAGGUACCUGAGAUAUUUGAACUGAAAUUGGCAAGUACUAGUAGUGGCAGCGGCAGCGAUAAACACAUUUCUUCAAAACAAAUAACACUACUCGCACCCCUCAAUGAAGCUUUUCACGGCAGCGGAAUAUCACAACUAAGCACGAGCGACCUCCAGGAUCUACUAAAUUACCAUAUACUCGAUGUUUGGAUACCCAAUCGUAAUGGCAGAUACGUUUCACCUAGCCUUCUCACGAGAUACACUGACCUGCCCCACUCGCACCCCACACAAUCACUCAUCGUUGACGUAAAUGGGAGUUUCACAACAAUCGUUACUCCUCUCUCUCGUCUGUGUGUUCAAGCCAAGUCAUCCUACAUGCACCUUCACAUAUGGACAAUACCGCAAUUGAUCCAGAUCCCUGAAGAUUUUUUCAAUACUCUCUCAGCCAUGAAGAUGGACCAAGUUGCCGAUUUUGUUUCUAGCGCUUUUCUCGCGCAUGUAAUUAGGGGCAUGACCGGUGUUACAGCUUUCGUGCCUACAUCUCAGGCAUUUUAUGAGCACCAUCAUCACAAUAAACAAAAUCACCAAGACAAUAAGCGCGAUAUCGCGCUGAGACACUUCUCUACUAAUAGAACUCUCAUCUAUUCGUCUGAUCUCGUCGAUGGUAUGUCCCUGGAGACCCUCUAUGGUACCUGCGUCGCUAUCGUUAAUGGUCUCGACGGUAGGAAGAAAGUCGUCGGGAAUGACGGGUAUACUACUGCCAAUAUACUCAGAACUGACAUCUUACUGUCUAAUGGUGUGAUUCAUAUUAUCGAUAAAGUGCUGUAA